Molecule: messenger RNA, 2426 nt
Organism: Bradysia coprophila
Lineage: Eukaryota; Metazoa; Arthropoda; Insecta; Diptera; Sciaridae
Gene: Sf3a1
Product: splicing factor 3a subunit 1
Biological process (GO): mRNA cis splicing, via spliceosome; regulation of alternative mRNA splicing, via spliceosome
Cellular component (GO): U2-type prespliceosome; catalytic step 2 spliceosome; U2 snRNP
Molecular function (GO): protein binding; RNA binding
Source: RefSeq, a predicted model, not a curated record
UAUUUUUGUCUGCCAUAUUUGUCAUUUACGUUUUGAUUAACAUUGUAUUAUUGUGUUUUCCGAACAAAAAGUGUAUCCAAUAUGCCGUCUAUAGUUGAAGAUGGACUGGAUAAUGAAAUCGAAGCACCAGAACCACCAACACUAUCCGGACCAAUCAUCGGCAUUAUUUAUCCACCACCAGAAGUGCGAAAUAUUGUUGACAAAACUGCAUCGUUCGUUGCAAGAAAUGGACCUGAAUUCGAGGCAAGAAUUCGACAAAAUGAACUUGGUAAUCCAAAAUUCAACUUCUUAAAUGCCGGUGAUCCAUAUCAUGCGUACUAUCAGCAUAAAGUUAACGAAUUUCGCGACGGAAAAGCUACUGAUGCUGUGUCCAAUCUACCUGCUGGUAUUCAAAAACUUCAAGUAUCCACAGCAGCCCAUUUGAAACAGCAAGAACUGUUGAAACAGGUCUCGGAACAACAAUUCGUCCCAAAGGAACCGCCACCAGAAUUCGAAUUCAUUGCUGAUCCUCCAUCGAUUUCCGCAUUGGAUCUAGACAUCGUCAAAUUGACAGCACAAUUCGUUGCUCGUAAUGGACGGCAAUUUUUAACAAAUUUGAUGAACCGCGAACAGAGGAACUAUCAGUUUGACUUUCUGCGCCCUCAGCAUUCCUUGUUCCAAUAUUUCACCAAGCUGCUGGAACAAUACACGAAAAUCUUGAUUCCACCGAAAGAUUUAAUGGCCAGGUUAAAAGUGGAAAGUGCGCAGGGCAAAACAAGUUCAAACCUAGUCUUGGAGCAAGUCAAAUAUCGAUCGAAUUGGCAGAAACAUCAGGAAGCUCAACGACGAAGGGAAGAGGAAAAAGUGGAAAGAGAACGAGUUGCCUACGCUCAGAUCGAUUGGCACGACUUUGUAGUGGUUGAGGCUGUCGAUUAUCAACCGUACGAAACGGGAAAUUUCCCUCCGCCAACAAAUCCAGACGAGGUCGGUGCUCGUGUUUUGAUGGAAGAACGAUUGGUGGAAGACGAUGGCGAUAUUGAAAUGCAAAUUGAAUCUGAUGACGAUUCACUGCCGGAUGACAAUACAAUGAUCAAGUUGUCGCAUAUGGAGAAUCGUAUUGGAAUGGCUGCUAUGCAAUCGAAAAGAGACAAUACCCAGGUUCAAGAUAUGGACGAGGCUUCCAGUGACGAUGAACCGCAAGAGUCAAACAAAAUUCAACCAGCUUCGUUGGCACCGCCGACUCACGACAAAGUUGUUAUUAAGAAGUAUGAUCCGAAGCAGGCACAGAAACCUGCACCCAAACCCACACAGACCGAUGAAUAUCUCAUAUCUCCGAUUACCGGAGAACGGAUCCCAGCAUCGAAAGUGGCCGAACAUAUGCGAAUUGGUCUGUUGGAUCCGCGCUGGGUUGAGCAAAGAGAUAAGCACACGGUCGACAAACUGAAUCAAGACAAUGUCUAUGCCGUCGGAACUGCGAUCGAGGCAAGUUUGAAACAGUUGGCUGAACGACGUACUGAUAUUUUCGGUGUUGGUGACGAAGAAACGGUUAUCGGCAAGAAAUUGGGUGAAGAGGAAACUAAGAAAGACGAAAGAGUCACUUGGGAUGGUCAUACUUCGAGUGUGGCAUUAGUGGCUGCUGCAGCAAGAGCAAACAUAACCUUAGAGGAUCAAAUUCACCAAAUUCACAAGGUGAAAGGUCUCAUACCCGAUGAAGAUUUAGAGAAAAUUGGACCAAAACCUGCUGGCGGUGCGAGCAAUAAUCCGACAUCAAGCAAACCAGCUCUGCAACCGAUCGUCAUGUCUCAAGCUCAAAUCAUUGUGCCACCGAAGCCACCACAAAUGGUCCCGGCACAACAAAUGCCACAACAUCAUCAACCACCGCCAGUGAUGAUGAUGCAAAUGCGUCCACCGCCAAUGAUGCCACCACCAUUCCCGAUGGGCUACUUACCAGGAAUGCCACCGCAAGGUAAUCCCAUUGCACCAGCACCGCCCGUAAUGGAGCAACCAAUGCCCAUCGAUGACGAGCCUCCAAACAAGAAGCUUCGUGGCGAGGACAAUCUCUUGCCGGAGGACCAAUUCUUGGCAAUGCACAAUGGACCGGUGACACUGCAGGUUCAAAUUCCAUCCGCAUCUGAUAAACCGGAAUGGCGGCUUAAUGGGCAAACGGUUGCCAUAACAUUGUCAUUGACGGACACGGUGACCACGCUGAAACAGAAAUUGCAAGACGAAACUGGCAUGGUACCAGCUAAACAGAAAAUUUCCUACGAUGGAAUGUUCUUCAAGGACAGCAACAGUAUCGCAUUCUAUAAUCUACUGAGUGGGACAACGGUUCAUUUGCAGAUCAAAGAACGUGGUGGAAGGAAGAAAUAGUUUAUCUGAUGUCGUUGGCCUGUCGAUUUUUGUAAUCAAUUUUUUUUCUCUUGCUAAUGAAGUCGUAGAAUUUUUGA